Molecule: messenger RNA, 501 nt
Organism: Notodromas monacha
Lineage: Eukaryota; Metazoa; Arthropoda; Ostracoda; Podocopida; Cyprididae
Source: the annotation of a GenBank genome assembly
AGGUCCGAGCCGCUCGACAGCGACUUGCGAAAUGCCUGCGACUGGUUCCAGGAGGGGUAUCAAUUCGUUCUGGGUUGGUUGGCUCCGCGCGUCGUCAUCGGUACGCUAUUUGUGGUAGACCAACAGUUUUCACUUUGCCGUACCGGACUGACCGAGCAGGGGUUGAAGACCCUAAUACAGGAUCCGGAAAUUCUCAUGUCUACCGAUGGUGAGAGAAGUGGUACGCAAAGGAAAUGGGGUAAAAAGACUGUCGAGAAAGCUGAGGGAAACGGGAGUAAUCCUUGCUCCGAAGAAGCAGCCCAGUCGAUGAAAUGUCUCCAUGAUAAUGCCUUUGAUCGUGAUAAGUGCGAAACCUUUUUUGACAAUUAUAAUGAGUGCAAAAAGUUCUGGACGGCAGUGAAGCAGCAUAGGGUGCAAAAUGGAAUUUCUCCACCUCUACCACCACUUGCUGAGCGCGCUGCAAUCAAACAACGAUUCAGGGAAACUGGAAGAAUAGACUAA